AAAAAAAAAGGAGAAUGCGCCUGUCAUCUCUGCAACGCAUGGCCACCGGCUUAGCAGCAGCACCAGCAGCACACGCACCAGCACAACCAUCGCGGGGUUACAGUCAGAAUGUCGUCGGAAGACGGCCUUCUCUGGCUGUAGUAGCCGCCAAACUUGUAUUGCUCUGUGCGAUCGGCACAGGACUUGUUGGUGGUCCCAUCGGUGUCAAUGGCGAGUCCUUGAUCACCGCGACAAGCGCAGCAUCGGCGGCCGUAGCGUCCGCAGCCCCGUUGGAUAUCGCAACUCCGAUGAGUACCACUACCGCCGAUAACCACAAGCAUGGGUCCUCCUCCGGCUCCGGCUCCGUUCCCGCCUCUAUUUCUGGGUCCGAUAUCAUCACAUCCGUCGCCAAGCCGGCUGCCGAGCCCACCACCGUCUCUAUCUGGGUUCCUGGGUAUAUGAAGGAAGAUUGGGAGCAGUUGAGGGGCAGCAUCGUCAGCCGUGACGAAUCCAUGACCGCCUACACCAUUUUUUGCGCCGAAGGACAGCCAAGUUGUUUCCUGUCCGCCGAUGCACCCUUUGUAUUUACAGAAGGCCCCAGGUCCUUCAAGUAUACAGGGGUAGCAGAGCCAACCUUCACACAAGAGAUACAUUGCAGCUUCAAUGUCACCUCCGCCGCCGUUUGCGCCGGCACCUCCACAGUUGGUUCGCACUACGUCAUAGGCACCGUCACUGGCCCCGCGACGUCGAGUUGGACAAAGACUUACAGCAGCUCCAACAUCACCUGGGUGGCCUUGACGCUGGCCACGCCCGGCCCCCAUGUUGGCACUACGGACAUUGACGGCACGGUGGUGGCGUCGGCGACAAGCGGAGAUCCUUACGGCGGUUUGGGAAGCGAAGGACUAUUUGCUCCGACGGGUAUCCCCAAGAGCAGCGCUGCUAAGGGCUGGACGGUGGAGAUGAUGGGUCGUUUGGGGGUUGCUGUGGCGGGCCUGGUUGGAGGGAUGUUGAUGCUUUAAAAUAUUUGCAGCAGAUCAAACGCAUUGAGGGUCGGGUUUUCAUUUUCUUGUCUUUGCACUUUUUUUGUGGCAUUGGUGCUGGCGUUGGGACGGGGACUGAUUGAAGGAUAUACCGCUUCGUUUCUUCAAAUUUUGAGCUCUUCCUGUUGGAAUAUGACAUUGCAGCGUUGGCAUGGCAUGGAAUUUGUGGGGGACAGGAGGAGGUGAGCUCAAGCAUCUGCUGGCCGAGCCCAGGACGCUAUCUAUGAUUUGGAAGUAGAGAAGAAUGUAUCAGGCAUCGAAUAGAAGAUGUUUGUCGGUUGCUGUA
Molecule: messenger RNA, 1305 nt
Organism: Neurospora tetrasperma FGSC 2508
Lineage: Eukaryota; Fungi; Ascomycota; Sordariomycetes; Sordariales; Sordariaceae
Exons: 3
Coding region: 15-998 (327 amino acids)
Source: RefSeq, a predicted model, not a curated record